Molecule: messenger RNA, 637 nt
Organism: Etheostoma cragini (Arkansas darter)
Lineage: Eukaryota; Metazoa; Chordata; Actinopteri; Perciformes; Percidae
Gene: ifnphi4
Product: interferon phi 4
Exons: 5
Coding region: 58-537 (159 amino acids)
Biological process (GO): response to exogenous dsRNA; defense response
Cellular component (GO): extracellular region
Molecular function (GO): cytokine receptor binding
Source: RefSeq, a predicted model, not a curated record
UUUGUGUGCCUGUCUCUCAGUCUGUCCAGUGCCGGCUCCUCGCUGAGCUGCAGAUGGAUGCAUCAUAAAUUCAGACAGCACAGUACUAAGGCUUUGGCUCUAAUAGAUACGAUGGCUAAUAAUUCCACUAACACCACUGGGGAUGAAGUGGACUUCCCUAACCAUCUGUACACCCAGGCGUCCAAAGCAUCAGCUGAGGACAAACUGAGUUUCACAGUUCAGAUUCUGGAGGAGAUGGUUUCCCUGUUUGAGGAGGAGCACCGCUCUGCAUCAUGGGAGGAGAACACAGUGGAGCACUUUCUCAUUGCUGUGACCCAGCAGGCUGACGGCCUCCACUCCUGUAUUCAGGGCCACAGCCACAAGAAGAAGAACAAGAAGCUGCACAUGUAUUUCAAGAGGCUCUCAGACCAUGUCCUGGAGCGAAUGGGCCACAGUGCUGAAGCCUGGGAGCUGGUCCGGGAGGAAAUGAAGACCCAUCUGAUCCGAGUAGAACAGCUGGUUUUAUCUCUGGUGCCCAACAAAAAUCUGUCACGUUAACAAUGGCUUCAUUUAUUUGCUCACAUGCAGCAUCUAUUUAUUUAUUAACAUAUUGAUUUAUUUAUUGUUGAGAUGUGUGUGUAUGUAUUGAUCAUGUAUU